Messenger RNA from Manduca sexta (tobacco hornworm), 720 nucleotides. RefSeq lists its product as uncharacterized. Lineage: Eukaryota; Metazoa; Arthropoda; Insecta; Lepidoptera; Sphingidae. The record is from RefSeq and is a predicted model, not a curated record. The transcript has 3 exons. Gene Ontology annotation, biological process: oligosaccharide biosynthetic process; protein N-linked glycosylation. Gene Ontology annotation, cellular component: Golgi membrane; Golgi stack. Gene Ontology annotation, molecular function: alpha-1,6-mannosylglycoprotein 2-beta-N-acetylglucosaminyltransferase activity. The coding region runs from base 1 to 720 and encodes 239 amino acids.
AUGGAACACAACUUGCGUGAAAACUGCUCCUUGGUGACUAAGUUGACAUUAUGGUGCUACUUAUCCAAGAACCCAGUCGGACGGCAUGCGAAAGACCCACCCAAAGAGCUUAAUAUACGUUAUGACCCUUCAGAUUGCCCUCCUGAUAUCGACAUGCAAACUGCUGAAUCUCUAAACUGCACCGGAGCUUGGUCACCAGAUAUACACGGCCAUUACCGAAAUCCACAGUUUGCUGCUAAGAAACAUCAUUGGUGGUGGACAGCGAAUAAAGUGUUUGAAAACUUAAAAUGUACUGUAAAACCACAAUGGGCUUGUUAUGACUAUUCCUGGGCGCGCUCAUUAUAUUUCAUAUCAUUGAGUCGAAGAGACGGGAAGAGGUUCAAAGUAUUGCAUAGUUUAACUCCGAGAGCAUUUAAGAUUGAUGCAACUGCAUUUACAAACACGUUGAAUAACAUUGAGGUAAUAGAGAAUGUUUAUCAAGUAAUACUUCUAGAAAAACAACACUUGGAUGAUUGGUUUCCUACACAUAUCGAAGUAUAUUAUAAAAUUGAAUUAGAAAAGGACGAAUAUAUGAUAUUUGAAUACAGUGAAAACAAUGGUGGGUGGAAUGAUCCGAGAGAUAAAGCAAUGUGUACAAAUAUGACCAUAAGAAAAAUUAAAAAGGUUUUGAUGGACAUGAAAAACGAAUUCAUGGAUUAUAUAUCUGAAAAAGACCCGUAG